Hyalella azteca is the source of this 583-nucleotide messenger RNA. Its product is annotated as NEDD8-activating enzyme E1 catalytic subunit-like. Gene Ontology annotation, biological process: protein neddylation. The coding region runs from base 1 to 555 and encodes 184 amino acids. Gene Ontology annotation, molecular function: NEDD8 activating enzyme activity. NCBI's taxonomy places the organism in Eukaryota, Metazoa, Arthropoda, Malacostraca, Amphipoda, Hyalellidae. The transcript is spliced from 4 exons. The record is from RefSeq and is a predicted model, not a curated record.
AUGACGUGUGAAUCAUGUGUCGCAGAUAUCACUGGGGUGUCGUACCGCCUGACGCAGGGCGUCAUCAAGCACAUUAUCCCGGCGGUGGCGUCCACGAACGCCGUGAUCGCCGCGGCGUGCGCCACAGAGUGCCUUAAGGUCGCCACGCAAGUCGCGCACCACAUGAACAACUACUGCGUCUUCAACGACGCUGACGGCAUAUACACCUAUACUUACGAACACGAGAAAAAGAGCACUUGUUUGGUGUGCGGCCAGGUGCCACAAGAGCUGUCCAUGGCUCCUACAGACUCCCUACAAAAUCUAAUUGACAAAUUGAAAGAUUCUCCGCAGUAUCAAAUGAGCAACCCUGGUAUUCAAGCGAUGAUAGAAGGCAAGACUAAGUCCCUGUAUCUGCACUCGCCUGCAUCUAUAGAACAAAAACUUAGACAAUAUCUUAAAAUAUCUUUAGCUGACUUGGGCCUGAGUGACGGAGUGCAGCUCGUGGUCGCCGACGUCACGUCGCCAAAUUCGAUCAUUUUUAACCUGCGACUCAGUCUCCCUAUGGACGUGUCAUAACCACUAGCUUAAUAUAUAUUCAAUAUAA